ACAGGUGUUACUUUUAGUGUGAAGGAAUUUUUUGCGGGUUCGACAAAAAAAGAGUUGGCAGCACUUAGUUUCAUUUGUCAGUUGUCACUUCUCAGGGGAAUGAAUGACCAAAGAAUGUUUGUUUCGUAGUUUACAGCGUGUGUGAAGUUUAUCAUAUAUCUUACAUUUCUUUGCCUAAUAUUAUGAAAUUAGAAUAGUUUUCAUAGUAAUUUAUUAAAACAACUUCAGUGUAAACCCUAGAUGUUGCAAAAAUGUGGACAACAAAGACGUUUUUAACCAAAACAAAGCGCGGAAACAUAAUAAAAAUUGUGAGGGAACAUUACUUGCGGGAUGAUUUACUGUGUGGUUCUGCCGCUUGCAACGCUUGCCCUCAUAAAGAUGAUGAAUUAGUUUUGGAGGCUGAACCAACAUCCAUCUGUGCAUUAUUUGACUACCCACACUAUUUGAUAUUGGACACAAAUGUAGUUCUACAUCAAAUUGACAUUCUUGAAGAAGAUGCAUUGAAAAAUGUUAUAAUUCUGCAAACGGUAUUGGAGGAAGUGAAACACAGGAAUACAGCAGUGUUUCAGAGAUUGUUAGAAAUAAUAAGCAAUAAGAGUAGGAAGUUUUAUUCAUUUGUCAAUGAACACCAUAAAGACACUUACAUUGAACGAAAUCCUGGCGAGAAACAGAAUGAUAGAAACGACAGGGCUAUUCGGCGGGCUUCCGCAUGGUAUGAGGCCCACUUGAGUAUAAACAGUGUUGUUGGACAGUCUCCGAGGAUAGUGUUGCUGACAGAUGAUGAAAAAAACAGAAAUAUUGCUCAAGAUGAAGGCAUUGUCUGUUGCAAUGUCAAAGAUUAUAUAGAAAAUGUAUCAGGGUUUGUUGGACUCAGUGAUAAGUUAUCAAAGAAUGUUAUACCGGAAAGUUGUUCAAAGGACGCUCUGUACCCUGCCCACUUGACACCCACACAAGUACAUGAAGGUAUAAGGAACGGCAAGCUUUAUCAAGGUACAUUUCAUGCGUCCCGUGAUAAUUUCUUGGAGGGCACUGCAAACAUCAAUGGAUUUGAUAAGCCUAUCCUACUACAAGGGCACAUAGGUAUCAAUAGAGCUGUAGAUGGUGAUGUAGUUGCCAUUGAACUUCUACCAGAAGAAGAAUGGCGUAGGCCUAGUGACAUUGUUUUAGAAGACAAGGCUGAUGACCCUGGAGAUUUUUUGGAGGAGGAGACCCUUCUUUUAAACUCGGUGAAAGCUGAUAAGGCGAAGGAAGAAAUCACUCCCACAGGGAAAGUGGUUGGCAUUAUUAGAAGGAAAUGGAGGCAAUAUUGCGGUAUUUUGAUGCCGAGCCGGCUACCUGGCGCGACGCGUCACCUGUUCACGCCGGCGGAGAAGCGCAUCCCGCGCGUGCGCAUCGAGACGCGGCAGAGCGACGCGCUCGCGGCGCAGCGCAUCCUCGUCGCGCUCGACUCGUGGCCGCGCAACAGCCGCUACCCGCUCGGACACUUCGUGCGCGCGCUCGGACCCAUAGGUGACAAGAACGCGGAGAAUGAAGUUAUCCUUCUAGAACAUGACGUACCUCAUGCGCGAUUCAGCGAAGCUGUGCUGUCUUGUCUGCCUCCAGAUAACUGGACGAUACCCGAAGAGGAAAUAAAAAAACGAGUAGAUCUCCGUUCGAUCGUCGUGUGUUCCGUGGACCCGCCCGGCUGCACGGACAUCGACGACGCGCUGCACGCGCGCGCGCUGGCGGGCGCGACGCGCGACGGGCUCAAGCGGUUCGAGGUGGGCGUGCACAUCGCGGACGUCACGUACUUCGUGCGCCCCGACACGCCGCUCGACAAGGAGGCCGCGGCCAGGUCCACCACCGUGUACCUGGUGGAUCGAAGGAUCGAUAUGGUUCCAGAUCUGUUGAGUUCGAACUUGUGCUCGUUGCGCGGCGGUGAAGAGAGACUUGCUUUCUCCUGCGUGUGGGAGAUUGAUGAAAAUGCUAAUAUUUUGGCCACGAGGUUUCACAAGAGCGUCAUAAAGUCAGCUGCGGCGAUGACGUACGAGGAGGCGCAGCUCGCGAUCGACGACUCGUCCCGCGCGGACGCGGUGGCAACGUCCCUGCGCACGCUCAGCGCACUCGCCAAGCAACUCAAGCGCAAGCGACUCGACCAGGGCGCCCUGCUCCUCGCCUCGCCUGAGAUCAGGUUCCAGGUGGAUUCCGAAACGCAUGACCCCAUAGAAGUGCAGGCGAAGAAACUGGUGGACACGAACUCGAUGGUGGAAGAGUUCAUGUUGCUGGCCAACAUCAGCGUGGCGGAGAAGUUGCUGCAGGACUUCCCGCAGUGUGCACUCCUGAGGAGGCAUCCUGCCCCCCCUCCUGCGAACUUCGACACCUUCCUCAAAGCGGCUAGGCAACAGGGCUUCGAGAUAGACGUGUCAACGAACAAAGCAUUCUCCAAAUCCCUGGACGAAGCCGUAAUUCCGGGCCGUCCGUACUUCAACACGUUGCUGCGCAUAAUGGCGACGCGGUGCAUGCAGCAAGCGGUGUACUUCGUCAGCGGCUCCGUCUCACAAGACGAGUAUUACCACUACGGGCUCGCGUGUCCUAUAUACACGCAUUUCACUUCGCCUAUACGUAGGUACGCGGACGUGAUGGUGCACCGCCUGCUGGCGGCGGCGCUUGGCUGCGACUCCACGCACGCCGCGCUCGUCGACGCGCGCCGCGGGGAGGCGCAGUGCGACGCGCUCAACUACCGCCACCGCCAGGCGCAGCACGCCGGCCGCGCCUCCGUCGCGCUCAACACGCACGUGAGUACACGCACUGAGGACGCACCACCCGACACACUCACUAGUGGAAACAACUACCGCCACCGCCAGGCGCAGCACGCCGGCCGCGCCUCCGUCGCGCUCAACACGCACGUGAGUACACGCACUGAGGACGCACCACCCGACACACUCACUAGUGGAAACAACUACCGCCACCGCCAGGCGCAGCACGCCGGCCGCGCCUCCGUCGCGCUCAACACGCACGUGAGUACACGCACUGAGGACGCACCACCCGACACACUCACUAGUGGAAACAACUACCGCCACCGCCAGGCGCAGCACGCCGGCCGCGCCUCCGUCGCGCUCAACACGCACGUGAGUACACGCACUGAGGACGCACCACCCGACACACUCACUAGUGGAAACAACUACCGCCACCGCCAGGCGCAGCACGCCGGCCGCGCCUCCGUCGCGCUCAACACGCACGUGAGUACACGCACUGAGGACGCACCACCCGACACACUCACUAGUGGAAACAACUACCGCCACCGCCAGGCGCAGCACGCCGGCCGCGCCUCCGUCGCGCUCAACACGCACGUGAGUACACGCACUGAGGACGCACCACCCGACACACUCACUAGUGGAAACAACUACCGCCACCGCCAGGCGCAGCACGCCGGCCGCGCCUCCGUCGCGCUCAACACGCACGUGAGUACACGCACUGAGGACGCACCACCCGACACACUCACUAGUGGAAACAACUACCGCCACCGCCAGGCGCAGCACGCCGGCCGCGCCUCCGUCGCGCUCAACACGCACGUGAGUACACGCACUGAGGACGCACCACCCGACACACUCACUAGUGGAAACAACUACCGCCACCGCCAGGCGCAGCACGCCGGCCGCGCCUCCGUCGCGCUCAACACGCACGUGAGUACACGCACUGAGGACGCACCACCCGACACACUCACUAGUGGAAACAACUACCGCCACCGCCAGGCGCAGCACGCCGGCCGCGCCUCCGUCGCGCUCAACACGCACGUGAGUACACGCACUGAGGACGCACCACCCGACACACUCACUAGUGGAAACAACUACCGCCACCGCCAGGCGCAGCACGCCGGCCGCGCCUCCGUCGCGCUCAACACGCACGUGAGUACACGCACUGAGGACGCACCACCCGACACACUCACUAGUGGAAACAACUACCGCCACCGCCAGGCGCAGCACGCCGGCCGCGCCUCCGUCGCGCUCAACACGCACGUGAGUACACGCACUGAGGACGCACCACCCGACACACUCACUAGUGGAAACAACUACCGCCACCGCCAGGCGCAGCACGCCGGCCGCGCCUCCGUCGCGCUCAACACGCACGUGAGUACACGCACUGAGGACGCACCACCCGACACACUCACUAGUGGAAACAACUACCGCCACCGCCAGGCGCAGCACGCCGGCCGCGCCUCCGUCGCGCUCAACACGCACGUGAGUACACGCACUGAGGACGCACCACCCGACACACUCACUAGUGGAAACAACUACCGCCACCGCCAGGCGCAGCACGCCGGCCGCGCCUCCGUCGCGCUCAACACGCACGUGAGUACACGCACUGAGGACGCACCACCCGACACACUCACUAGUGGAAACAACUACCGCCACCGCCAGGCGCAGCACGCCGGCCGCGCCUCCGUCGCGCUCAACACGCACGUGAGUACACGCACUGAGGACGCACCACCCGACACACUCACUAGUGGAAACAACUACCGCCACCGCCAGGCGCAGCACGCCGGCCGCGCCUCCGUCGCGCUCAACACGCACGUGAGUACACGCACUGAGGACGCACCACCCGACACACUCACUAGUGGAAACAACUACCGCCACCGCCAGGCGCAGCACGCCGGCCGCGCCUCCGUCGCGCUCAACACGCACGUGAGUACACGCACUGAGGACGCACCACCCGACACACUCACUAGUGGAAACAACUACCGCCACCGCCAGGCGCAGCACGCCGGCCGCGCCUCCGUCGCGCUCAACACGCACGUGAGUACACGCACUGAGGACGCACCACCCGACACACUCACUAGUGGAAACAACUACCGCCACCGCCAGGCGCAGCACGCCGGCCGCGCCUCCGUCGCGCUCAACACGCACGUGAGUACACGCACUGAGGACGCACCACCCGACACACUCACUAGUGGAAACAACUACCGCCACCGCCAGGCGCAGCACGCCGGCCGCGCCUCCGUCGCGCUCAACACGCACGUGAGUACACGCACUGAGGACGCACCACCCGACACACUCACUAGUGGAAACAACUACCGCCACCGCCAGGCGCAGCACGCCGGCCGCGCCUCCGUCGCGCUCAACACGCACGUGAGUACACGCACUGAGGACGCACCACCCGACACACUCACUAGUGGAAACAACUACCGCCACCGCCAGGCGCAACACGCCGGCCGCGCCUCCGUCGCGCUCAACACGCACGUGAGUACACGCACUGAGGACGCACCACCCGACACACUCACUAGUGGAAACAACUACCGCCACCGCCAGGCGCAGCACGCCGGCCGCGCCUCCGUCGCGCUCAACACGCACGUGAGUACACGCACUGAGGACGCACCACCCGACACACUCACUAGUGGAAACAACUACCGCCACCGCCAGGCGCAGCACGCCGGCCGCGCCUCCGUCGCGCUCAACACGCACGUGAGUACACGCACUGAGGACGCACCACCCGACACACUCACUAGUGGAAACAACUACCGCCACCGCCAGGCAGCACGCCGGCCGCGCCUCCGUCGCGCUCAACACGCGCAGCACGCCGGCCGCGCCUCCGUCGCGCUCAACACGCACGUGAGUACACGCACUGAGGACGCACCACCCGACACACUCACUAGUGGAAACAACUACCGCCACCGCCAGGCGCAGCACGCCGGCCGCGCCUCCGUCGCGCUCAACACGCACGUGAGUACACGCACUGAGGACGCACCACCCGACACACUCACUAGUGGAAACAACUACCGCCACCGCCAGGCGCAGCACGCCGGCCGCGCCUCCGUCGCGCUCAACACGCACGUGAGUACACGCACUGAGGACGCACCACCCGACACACUCACUAGUGGAAACAACUACCGCCACCGCCAGGCGCAGCACGCCGGCCGCGCCUCCGUCGCGCUCAACACGCACGCGCAGCACGCCGGCCGCGCCUCCGUCGCGCUCAACACGCACGUGAGUACACGCACUGAGGACGCACCACCCGACACACUCACUAGUGGAAACAACUACCGCCACCGCCAGGCGCAGCACGCCGGCCGCGCCUCCGUCGCGCUCAACACGCACGUGAGUACACGCACUGAGGACGCACCACCCGACACACUCACUAGUGGAAACAACUACCGCCACCGCCAGGCGCAGCACGCCGGCCGCGCCUCCGUCGCGCUCAACACGCACGUGAGUACACGCACUGAGGACGCACCACCCGACACACUCACUAGUGGAAACAACUACCGCCACCGCCAGGCGCAGAUCGCCGUCCGCGCCUCCGUCGCGCUCAACACGCACGUGAGUACACGCACUGAGGACGCACCACCCGACACACUCACUAGUGGAAACAACUACCGCCACCGCCAGGCGCAGCACGCCGGCCGCGCCUCCGUCGCGCUCAACACGCACCUAGUCACGUGGCACACACCGCAGAGAAGAUCCGAGAUGCCAGGCGAUACUCCGGUUGCCGUCCACGGGCGAUGCGGCAGGAUGAGGUGUGAGGAUCGGCGAGGUAGAGGUGAAAAUUAA
This is a messenger RNA of Manduca sexta (tobacco hornworm), 6524 nucleotides long. RefSeq lists its product as uncharacterized. The coding region runs from base 252 to 6524 and encodes 2090 amino acids. Gene Ontology annotation, cellular component: cytoplasmic exosome (RNase complex); nuclear exosome (RNase complex). The record is from RefSeq and is a predicted model, not a curated record. NCBI's taxonomy places the organism in Eukaryota, Metazoa, Arthropoda, Insecta, Lepidoptera, Sphingidae. The transcript has 16 exons. Gene Ontology annotation, biological process: rRNA catabolic process. Gene Ontology annotation, molecular function: RNA binding; 3'-5'-RNA exonuclease activity; endonuclease activity.